CCAGCGGUUGGAGGCGCCUCGCGGCAGCAGGACCCCGCAGACCCACGCGCGGAGCAGCCUACUGUGUGUCCUCCCCCGCUCCCCGCCGCGAUGUGGCGGCGGGAAAGGUGCGGACCCGAGCCCAGCGCAGCCUGGCAAGUCUGAGCUCCAGGGAUGGGACUGCCAGUAGGCUGAGCUGGGGAACCUGCUGGAGGACCGCGGGGACAUGGCGUCUUGGCUCUGGAGAAGGCUUCGUGGAAGGAAGCGGUCGGUGAUGGUGUCCUGCCUCUUGAUGAUUCUGUCUGCGGUGGCUGUCACUCACUUUCCUCCAGAGCAUCCAGCUUCCACUCCAGGACUUGGUCCCAUGGAGCCCCAGGGGAAAAUGGGCAUGCCUGACCCCAACAUUUGGCAGACUUUGAACUCUAGCCAGAGGCAGCGGGCAAAAAACCCGGGCUUCCAGAGAGGCCAGGCUUUACCCGGAAAUUCCAUCCUGGUCUGUGCUGAGAAGCAAAGCCACAGAAGGCGAGUGGACAGAAGCGGACACCCACUGAGGGUCAGGAGAGGUGUUCCUGUGACAGGAGGUCUGACACUCAGUGCCCACCAUCCUGUGCUUCUAAUGGAGAAUGAGGUCAGAGAUGCAAGAGGCACAGCCCUCGAUCAGCCUGGGCAUGAUGGUCCUGUCCAAGAGACACAGAGUAAGACAGACACCCUGGUUAGCCCACUCACAGGGAGCAGCCAGGCAGCUUUCCAGGCAUGGGGAGGUACUGCUGCAGUGAUCUUUAGGCCCCAACCAUCAGAAGGUGAGGAUUCCCUGCCAGGAGCCACGGACAGAGGCUUGACUGGUGGGAAGGCUGGGGGUGCCACCUCAGGUUCUGGGACUCAUUGGUGGUCUGGCUCUGUUGGAGAGCUGCGAAGGUCCUCGUGGUGCCAUACUGAGACCCCUGGGUUAUUGGCCAGUGCUGUAACUGGAGGGCCGGCUCCACCAUGGUUCACAGAACAUGAUGUGCAGACUCUCUGGCUACUGGCUCAUGGGGAGGUGGUGGGCAAAGCCAGGGUCCCCGCCCAUGGGCAGGUGCUGCAGGUCGGACUGUCUGCUGACGGUGCCCUCCAGGACAUGUCUCCUCUCAGGCUCAGCCAGCUCUGCUCCCAGGGCCUCUGUGGGCUGGUGAAGAGGCCCAGUGACCUGCAUGAAGUCCUGUCCUUUCAUGUGGACCGUGUACUGGGACUCCAGCGGAGCCUGCCUGCUGUGGCCCGGAGCUUCCACAGUCCUCUUCUGCCCUACCGCUACACAGAUGGUAGUCUGAGGCCCAUCAUCUGGUGGGCACCCGACGUGCAGCACUUGGGAGACCCAGAUGAGGACCAGAACUCUCUGGCCUUGGGCUGGUUGCAGUACCAGGCCCUGCUGGCACGAGGCUGCCACUGGCCAAGCCAGAUGCCGUGCCUGGGCAUCCACCGUGCCGAGUGGUCGCGUUUGGCCCUCUUUGACUUCCUGCUGCAGGUUCAUGACCGCCUGGAUCGCUACUGCUGUGGCUUCGAGCCUACACCCUCAGACCCCUGUGUGGAAGAGGGACUCCGAGAGAAAUGUCAGAACCCGGAAGAGCUGCGGCUGGUCCACAUCCUGGUCCGGAGCAGUGAUCCAUCUCACUUGGUGUACAUAGACAAUGCUGGCAACCUUCAGCAUCCCGAAGACAAGCUGAACUUUCGGCUGCUGGAGGGCAUAGAUGGGUUUCCUGAGUCUGUUGUGAAGGUUCUUGCAUCAGGGUGUCUACAGAACCUGCUGCUCAAGUCGCUGCAGAUGGACCAGGUGUUCUGGGAGAGCCAAGGUGGAGCCAGAGGUCUGAAGCACGUCCUUGAGACACUGGAGAGGCGAGGGCAGGUCUUGCUGAGACAUAUCCAGAAGCACAACCUCACACUGUUCAGAGACAAGGACCUGUGAGCCCAUCUCUGUCUGGGCAGAGCACACCUUGUUGGAGGACUUCCCACAAUGUAAGCCUGAGCUGGUGAGUGUUGGCCAUCCUAUUGACAAAUGGGAAAAGCCAGAAACUGGAGGAGCCUACGGUGCCAUGGAAUAGUUUACCUGCUGGGGAUGGUGGAAGACCUUCAGCCUCACAUUCCUGUCUGCAUUCUCAGCUCUGGCUAUUUACUCCCAUGCAACAAUAAAUGUGUUUAAGAAUGUUCUGUGAA
This is a messenger RNA of Peromyscus eremicus (cactus mouse), 2163 nucleotides long. It is a transcript of the gene Gask1a, whose product is annotated as golgi associated kinase 1A. The transcript is spliced from 5 exons. The coding region runs from base 206 to 1915 and encodes 569 amino acids. The record is from RefSeq and is a predicted model, not a curated record. Gene Ontology annotation, cellular component: Golgi apparatus. Lineage: Eukaryota; Metazoa; Chordata; Mammalia; Rodentia; Cricetidae.